AUGGAUGAGAGCUAUAGAAACAGGCAUCGCAUUGCUUGGGAGCAGCGCCGUGCGGCAGAAGCAGCCGAAAGGGAAGGGGCAGCAGCAGCAGCAGCAGCAUCCAGUCAGUUUCCCAAGGCGCAGGCACCCCAGCAUUCGAGAGGAGCAGCAUCGGCUGCCUCGCCCCUUUCCCCUGUCGUUUCCAGCAGUCCCCCCGUAGCGCUGGCGUCGGUGCCUCCUGGGGAGGGUGCUGCCCCUCAAUCAACAGAUGAGGAAGCGCUCAACGAGGCAGCUGCGCGGCGUCUCCAGGCUGAGUUUGACGCCUUAGAGCAAGUCCGACAGCCAGAUGCCACUUACCAGGAAUGUCUUUUGGGUGCUUCCGAGGCAGCACCCUGGGCACCUCCGUCUCAGUGGGGGGAGACUUUGGGGGAGCCUUCGUCUCCCCUCGCAGAGGAAGGGUUUAACAUCGCAGGGGGCAUGCGCGCUGCUGCAGCUGCGGCGCGAGGUCUCCUUCAGGGGGGAGUCUCCUCCUUUGGGGGUGGACUUGUCAGUGCUUCUUCAACGGAAGCGCUGACUGACGACGAACUGGCGAGGCGGCUGCAACAAGAGGAGAACAGGAGGGCGCAGAGAGCAGCAGGGAGGCCAAAAAGCGGCGCUGGCAUGCAGGGGGGAGGGCUUCUGCGCGGCGCUGUCUACUCGAUUCGUAGUACUGCUUCUUCGGUGCUCGCAUCCUCAUCUGCUGCGAAAUUCAGCCCUUCGAUUUCGGCUUUCUCUGUGCUGUGUCCAACGCAUUGCUUGCAGCUAGACGAGGAGGCGCCCCCGUCUACAGGUGCAGGAACAGGGGGGGGCCCUCUUGCUCCAACCACAGUUUCACCGCGAUCCUCAAGUCCAGACGUGGUGGAAAUACCUCCCCCGAGGCAUCCCGCCCCUGAUGUCGCAGCUGCAGCAGCGGCAGCAGGGAUUCAAGUGGAUGCAGAUGAGGCGGUACUGCAGGCUGCCAUAGCGCAGAGUCUCGUGGAGCUUUGA
Messenger RNA from Cyclospora cayetanensis, 1005 nucleotides. RefSeq lists its product as uncharacterized. Bases 1 to 1005 code for a protein of 334 amino acids. The record is from RefSeq and is a predicted model, not a curated record. The transcript has 4 exons. Lineage: Eukaryota; Apicomplexa; Conoidasida; Eucoccidiorida; Eimeriidae.